UAUCAAAAUAAAAUAAAUCUACAAAAUAACUGACGUCUGUCCUUUUUCAGGUAGCCGCUUUGGGAUUGGCCGUGGCACCUACAAAGGAGUCCCGCAAGAACAACUCAUGCGGAUUCCCCACGAUAUAAACCCGAGAGCUGCGCCCAAAUCGGCUCAGCCCUCUCGUUUCCUUGCACACAAAUAGUUUUGGAGGGACGGAGAGAGAGCGGGAGAGGGAGAGACCGGAAGCCGUUCACUCUUUUCCCCCCGUUUUGGUUCAAGGCACUGCAGGCCGAGCUGCUUUGCUCGUCUUGCUCGAGAGGGUCUUUGACGACAAACGAUACCCUCCAAGCAAAGUCGCGGGAACGUGCGCAGCCUAAUAAGAACUCGUCACCAACCCACCUCAAUCUCUUGGAGCAACACUUCCUGUCCCUCUAUAAAUAUUUAUUUAGCCAGUCUCAACCUACUGCUAAAUUCCUCAAAACUCUGUGGCACCCAAGAAAAACUCGGCGGCCAACCGAGUGGGAAGCGAAGAGAAAGAAUCCACCAAACAAACACUUGGCGAUGUGUAAGGCGGUGACCCCGGACUCUCCCUCCCCGGGCCAAUGCGACCACCAUGAAGAACCCCACGGUCUCCUCGCAGUCCCCUUCGUCCAGAAGCAGCAGACGACCACGAGCCCAUCAGAGGAUGUUCCGAUACUCAAGCCGAAGCCGCCUACCGAGCUCGCUCUUGGCUUGGUGGAGGCCAAGUCUAUAUUAAGCUUGGCAGUCCCCAUGGCUCUGACCAGUCUCCUCAUCUACUCCCGCUCUAUGAUUUCCAUGCUUUUCCUCGGGCGCCUCGGUAGCCUCCCACUCGCCGGGGGUGCCCUCGCCAUCGGUUUUGCCAACAUAACCGGCUACUCUGUCCUCUCCGGGUUGGCAAUGGGCAUGGAGCCAAUUUGCGGCCAGGCGUUCGGUGCCAAGAAGCUCCCCCUCCUCGGUCUCGCCCUUCAGCAGACCAUUCUCCUCCUCCUGUCGGUUUCCAUUCCCGUUGCUUUCCUCUGGACCAACAUGAGGCCGCUCCUCCUCCUCUGCGGCCAGGAUCCCGCCAUCUCCGCCGCCGCCCAGUCCUACAUUCUCUUCUCCCUUCCCGACCUCUUCCUUCAGUCUUUCCUCCACCCACUCCGCGUCUACCUCCGCUCCCAGUCCAUCACCCUCCCCCUCACCUAUGCCGCUGCCCUCGCCGCCCUGCUCCACCUCCCCAUCAACUACUUCCUUGUCUCCGUCCUCCGCCUCGGCAUCCCCGGCGUCGCCCUUGCCUCCGUCUGGACGAACCUCAACCUCCUCCUCCUCCUCCUUGCCUACCUCUACCUCACGGGGAUUUACAAAAGCACCGGCGGAAUAAUUCCCUCCGCCGAGAGCUUCCGCGGCUGGUCCUCUCUUCUAAACCUCGCCCUUCCCAGCUGCGUCUCUGUCUGCCUGGAAUGGUGGUGGUAUGAGAUCAUGAUCCUCCUCUGCGGCCUCCUCCUCAACCCCAAAUCCACCGUCGCCUCCAUGGGCAUUUUGAUACAGACUACAUCGCUUAUCUACAUUUUCCCUUCCUCCCUUAGUUUUGGCGUCUCUACUCGCGUCGGCAACGAGCUCGGUGCCAACCGGCCUGACUGCGCGCGGCGCGCCGCCUGUGUCGGCCUCUCUUCCAGCUUCCUCCUCGGGCUUAUUGCCCUCAGCUUUGCCGUCUCCGUCCGGCAUGCAUGGGCCCGGAUGUUCACCGACGACCCAUCCAUCGCAGUGAUCACCGCAGCGGUGCUUCCGAUACUAGGAAUGUGCGAGCUGGGAAACUGCCCGCAGACCACAGGCUGCGGAGUCCUGCGAGGAAGUGCACGGCCGCGGGCCGCGGCCAACAUAAACCUCAGCUCUUUCUACGCCGUCGGGAUGCCGGUAGCCGUCGGCCUCGCCUUCUGGGGAGGGCACGACUUCAAAGGCCUGUGGCUCGGCCUCCUCGCCGCCCAGGCCACAUGUGUCGUGCUCAUGCUUGCUGUCAUCCACCGCACCGACUGGGACCUGCAGGCCGAGCGGGCGCAGAGGCUGACCGGUGCAGCACGCGACGCCGGAAUUCUCAACGGCCAUUUAAACGAACCUGAUGAGAAACAUCUGCACCAGCUAAAAGCUAGCGCAGUGGACGAUGAAGAUGAGAAAGCCAAUUUGGUGAUUACAAUAACAGUUGAUCAAUCUUCCAAACAAACUUGAUCUUUGUGUAUUUGCAUUUCUUCUUGUUUCCUUUUUUGUUUUUGUUUACUUGUAUUGCAACAAGGAUGUUAGUCAUUAGUAUUACAAAGAGAAGGAGAAGAGUCCAUGAGAAAUGUCUUAAACUAUAUCUUUUUGGUUGGUGUGUCUUGUAGUUGUAGAUAAGAGCUAAAAGAAAGGAGGUGUCUCGACUGCGU
Molecule: messenger RNA, 2399 nt
Organism: Phoenix dactylifera (date palm)
Lineage: Eukaryota; Viridiplantae; Streptophyta; Magnoliopsida; Arecales; Arecaceae
Source: RefSeq, a predicted model, not a curated record